ACCCAUUUAGGUUUUGUUCUUACAAGAACACAAGAACACAAACCUCUCAUCAUCUCCUCAAAUCAUUCACCAUAUUUCUUCCAAAUCCUUUCCAUGGAGUCAGCAAAUCUCCAAGAACUAUUCAGUGGAUACUCAUCCUUGGUACCAGCUCCAAGACCACCUCUUCUUACUCAUGAAUGCAUCCCCAACACCAUCUUGGAUGGAAAUUCCUACAACAACAACAACCCUUAUUUAAUGGAUCAAACCUUACCAUGUUCAAGAGAGAAUGAGAAUCCAUGGUUCAAUUUCUCAUCAAAUUACCAACAACAACAACAAGAACAACCCAACGAACACCACCUUUCAAAUCUCUAUUCUUGUGUUCAAUCUCCUACAAGCUAUGGAGGUUUCCAAGGGCUAUCAACUGGAUCCAAUACCAAUUAUUACAGCAAUGUUUUUUCGAGUAGUACAAGGAACAGCACUUCUACUACUUCAACGUUGGAUUUGUUGUCUUCUUCAUCAUUACAAGCUGCUGAUCCGCAUCUGGGGUUGCUCUCAAGUGGGUUUAACAAAAAGAGAGCCUUAUUUGGGUAUGUGCAAGAUUCAAUACAUAAUAACAGCUCCAACAGAGUAAAGAGACCACUUAACAGCUCGUCAUUGGCUAAAAAGUCCAAUGCUCAUGAAUCAAAGAGAUCCUGCCCACCAUUGAAGGUGAGAAAAGAGAAACUGGGCGACAGGAUUUCAGCACUUCAAAGGCUGGUUGCACCUUUUGGUAAGACUGAUACUUCCUCUGUUCUAACCGAAGCAAUUGGCUACAUUCAGUUUCUUCAUGACCAAGUUGAGACUUUAAGCAUGCCAUAUUUGGGGUCGUCUCAGAGCAAACCCUACCAGAAACUGCAGCCUGGUUCAACCCAGGAAGAUGGAGCAAAACCAAGGCCAGAUCUUAGGAGCAGAGGGCUAUGCCUUAUGCCUCUUUCUUGGGCCUCAUUCAUUCAUGGCUAUGAUUAAGAAAGAGCCUACACUGCAACAGAUUC
Molecule: messenger RNA, 1010 nt
Organism: Cucurbita moschata (crookneck pumpkin)
Lineage: Eukaryota; Viridiplantae; Streptophyta; Magnoliopsida; Cucurbitales; Cucurbitaceae
Product: transcription factor bHLH110-like
Exons: 6
Coding region: 94-984 (296 amino acids)
Biological process (GO): regulation of transcription by RNA polymerase II
Cellular component (GO): nucleus
Molecular function (GO): protein dimerization activity; RNA polymerase II cis-regulatory region sequence-specific DNA binding; DNA-binding transcription factor activity, RNA polymerase II-specific
Source: RefSeq, a predicted model, not a curated record